ACACAAUUAAUAAAAAAAGAAAUUGAAAAGUGAGGUUCAAACGUCGUGACGCGGUGGUGCGUUUGGCCACGGUUGAUGAUGUCAUCCGUCCGCGACAUCACACUAGUAGCAUGUUAUGCUAACCGACAAAACGAGUAGAGGAUUUAUUUUCGUUAAAGAGUUUUUGGUUGGGAAGGAGGUAAAAUGUCUUUAUAUGAUGAUUUGGGGGUCGCAACAAGCGACACUAAAACAGAAGGGUGGUCUAAAAACUUCAAACUGCUUCAGUCUCAGCUGAAAGUGAAGAAAGCUGCAUUGACACAAGCAAAGACUCAGAAGAUGAGACAGUCCAAUGUUCUCGCACCAGUUAUUGAUCUGAAGAGAGGAAGUGCCGUAGAUGACAGACAGAUCUCUGAUACACCUCCACACAUUGCAGCAGGAAUUAAGGACUCGACAUCAGUUGGGUUUUCAUCCGGAGAUGUGCUGAUUCCUUUGGCUGAUGAGUAUGACCCCAUGUUUCCCAACGAUUAUGAGAAAGUGGUGAAGAGACACAGAGAAGAACGACAAAGACAGAGAGAACAGGAGCGACAGAAAGAAAUUGAGGAGAGAGAGAAGAAACGUAAAGAGAGACACGAAGGAAGUGGAGCGCCAAGCGGAUUUUCACGUUUCCCAACAGAAGGCGAAUCAGAUGAGGAGGAGGAUUUUGAGAGAGAAAAGAGGAAGAGGAGUGUUGGUGGAGCUGCCAUCGCCCCUCCGACAUCUCUAGUGGAGCGAGACUCAACGUAUACAUAUGAUGAAGAUGGUCGGCAGAGGUCGAAAGCAGCAAUCCCACCUCCCAUUUUUGAUGAAUCUGAUAGACCACGGUCUCCCCCGGGACCAACUAAUUCAUUCCUGGCCAACAUGGGUGGUACUGUGGCUCAUAAAAUCAUGCAGAAGUAUGGAUUCCGAGAUGGGCAGGGCCUGGGAAAACAUGAGCAGGGGUUGAGCACGGCGCUCUCAGUGGAGAAAACCAGCAAGCGUGGGGGCAAGAUUAUUAUUGGAGACUCGACGGAAAAGACAUCAGGAUCCAGUCAGAAUGUGGCUGAUCCACAUGGCUCUAAUUCAGUGGAUGCCUCAAAGAAAAACGAGACCAACCCUCUUACAGAGAUUCUCAAAUGUCCUACAAAAGUGGUGUUGCUGCGGAACAUGGUAGGAAGGGGAGAAGUGGACGAAGACCUGGAAGCUGAGACUAAAGAAGAGUGUGAGAAAUAUGGCAAAGUCGUCAAGUGUGUCAUCUUUGAGAUCUCCGGUGUUUCUGACGACGAGGCCGUCCGCAUUUUCCUGGAGUUCGAACGAGUCGAAUCAGCCAUUAAAGGGUUGGGCUAAAGCUCGAAGAAUGCUGAGGUGCUAAGAGGAGCUGAGUGUUGUCAUGCCACCAAGGGUAUUUUUGAUCAUACAUCAUUAUUAAAAACUCACUCUGGUGAGAUCACGUGGUGGUGGUGGGGGGGAACAAAACUUUUCUGUAGGGGAUGUUUUUAAUGAUGUAUUUAGCAGCUAAGUAAGUGUCUGGAGACCUUGCGUGGUUUUUCCCCAUUCCACUGCUCGUCUCACAUGUUUUUCAAAGCAAAAAACAUGGUCUGUGUGAAUGGCCUGAAACUGAUCAGAAAUCAUUCAUAUUUGGUGCUCAAGUAAUAUUUAUUCAUUGUCAAUGUUAAAAACAAUUGAGCUGCUUAUUAUUUAUUAUGAAGCGAUACAUCAGGGUUCUUUGGAGAAUAGAAGGUUCAAAAGAAAAGCUUCUAAAAAAUAGAAAUCUUUGUAACAUAUAUAGUUGAGGUCAAAAGUUUACAUACACCUUGCAGAAUCUGCAAAAUGUUAAUUAUUUUACCAAAAUGAGGGAUCAUACAAAACGCAUGUUAUUGUUUAUUUAGUACUGACCUGAAUAAGACAUUUCACAUAAGAGAUGUUUACAUAAUCCAUAGGAGGAAAUAAUAGUUGAAUUUAUAAAAAUGACCCCGUUCAAAAGUUUACAUACCCUUGCAUCUUAAUACUGUGUUGUUACCUGAAUGAUCCACAACUGUAUUUUUUUUUUUAUU
Messenger RNA from Onychostoma macrolepis, 2048 nucleotides. It is a transcript of the gene rbm17, whose product is annotated as RNA binding motif protein 17. The transcript is spliced from 13 exons. Gene Ontology annotation, molecular function: RNA binding. The record is from RefSeq and is a predicted model, not a curated record. Gene Ontology annotation, biological process: alternative mRNA splicing, via spliceosome; mRNA cis splicing, via spliceosome. Gene Ontology annotation, cellular component: precatalytic spliceosome. NCBI's taxonomy places the organism in Eukaryota, Metazoa, Chordata, Actinopteri, Cypriniformes, Cyprinidae. The coding region runs from base 184 to 1341 and encodes 385 amino acids.